CUCGUUAGACGGGUUGUCGAGUGUACGUGUAGUUUGGUCGCUAAUGUAUAACCUCCAAAAUACGUUGAUAAUGUUCUACCUUCAACUGUAGAGUGCGCUAUAAUCUUAUCCAAUAUCAACCAUUGGAUGAUAACUUAUCGUGAAAUAUGACGCGUUGAUAACGACAUUUCAAGUUCUUGCAGGCUAUGUGACUGUGUGGUGAUUAAAAUUUACUGUGUACGGGCGUAAUGAGUGUGUUCUAAACUUAAUACCAAAGAAAAUCUCAAUUUACCGUUACUUCGUGUCAUCUACCAGCAAUGUCGUUAUUUAAGAAGAAAAACACGAAAUACACGUCUCCUCCAGUACCGCCGCCUCCAGUUGAAGACGUGUAUAAUCAGUCUAACGGUGUAGAUAACAACAAUGGAGCUCAGAAGUCACAGUUAGUGUUUCAUUGCCAGCAGGCGCAAGGAAGCCCUCUUGGUCUUAUCUCUGGAUUCUCAAAUGUCAAGGAGCUUUAUCAAAAAAUAGCAGAAUGUUACGAUUUCCCACCCGAAGAUAUCCUGUUUUGCACCUUGAAUACUCAUAAAGUGGAUAUGAAAAAACUUUUAGGUGGCCAAAUAGGAUUGGAAGAUUUCAUUUUCGCACACAGGAAAGGCAGGCCAAAAGAAAUAGAAAUCGUUAAAACGGAAGAUGCUCUCGGUUUAACAAUAACUGACAAUGGAGCUGGUUAUUCAUUUAUCAAGAGAAUAAAAGAAGGUUCAAUUGUAUCAAGGAUACAACAUAUAGAGGUUGGAGAUCACAUUGAACGAUUAGAAGGUGAGAGCAUGGUCGGUAAAAGACAUUAUGAAGUGGCUAAAUUACUGAAAGAAAUACCGAAAGGCACUACGUUCACAAUUCGCUUGGUAGAACCGUUAAAGAGUGGAUUUGGUAGCAUUGGACCGAAAUCUGGUAGUGCAAGAUCUAGCAAGAAACAAAACUAUGGAUCAGGCAAAGAAACUUUAAGGUUUAAAGCAAAUGGACAAGCAACUAUAGAAAAUGAACAUGACGAAAAAUCUAAGGCCGGAAUAGAGAAGAUCAAUGAGCUCCUAGAAUCAUUUAUGGGCAUUAACGACUCCGAGUUGGCGACACAAAUGUGGGAUCUUGCUGAGGGGAAAACGAACUCUAUGCAAUUAGCCGAAGCCAUAGACAAUAGCGACUUACAAGAAUUCGGAUUUACCGAUGAGUUCAUUAUAGAAUUAUGGGGUGCUAUAACUGAUGCGAGAUCUGGUCGACUCAGUUAAAAUUUCUAGGAUUUCUGUACAUUUGCCUAACGCCACACAUAACGCCAUUUUGUUUAAAUUGUAUAUGUUUAAUAUAAUGUAUUGUCAACAAAGCAAUUCAUUAUAAAUCGAAGUCAUGGUUUAACAGGUGCAUACUACCUAGUUAAGGCUAAUUCACAUUGUACUACUUUAUAAAAUGUACUUCGAUAAAAAUUAUUAAAUGAUAAAUUUAUAUGUCUCUAACGAAGGUCGUACAUAGUUACAUAAAAUUUUUGUCACAAAUUAUAACAGCGUUUAUGACCUGCAUAUAGUGCCUUUAAGAACAAUAUAUUUAAAAUAAUGAAUAUAUUCCUAUUUAUGAUUUGUGCAAAUUAUUAUUAUAUUAUAUUAUUCGUUCAUACCCUUAUUAAGGUAUGUAUGCAUUAUUUGUGAUUUAUUUAACUAUUUGGGAGAUAUUUAAUGUUGAUAAAUGAUCUUUAUUUCAUUGACAAGGUCCAACAGAAUGAUUGCUUAGAACAUUUUAUAGAUAUUAUUAUAUAUAGUACAGAGUACAAAUGUUUCUGACAAAUAUUUAAAAAUAAGGAGAAUAGAUUUUAUAUGAUUAUUGAACGGAGAAAAGUAGAAAAAGUGCAUUUUCAUUUUUUUGUGAUAUUUGUCUAUACUCAAUUAUUAUAUUUCCAUUUUUGAUCAAAAAAAUUUAAUAAAUUAUUUAUUUCGCAAGGUAUAAGAUAGAUAUCUAAUUAGAAUCAUGUAACUUGAAAAGUAUUGUUUUUUAAAUGCUAUUGAAUCAGUUCGUAGAUAAUAAGUAACAUAACGAGGGACGAAAAGUCAGAUUCUAGAUUUAAAUUUUAAACAUAGAAAUAACUAUGAAAUUAGAUUUUCUAACUUCUUUAAGUUUUUCUUUUUUAUGGUAUUGACUAAGGCCUUUUUAUCCUGAUGUAUAAAAUGUGUGCCUUCACAAAUUCGUCUAAAUUGUGUUGAUGUUUUUUAUAUAAUUAAUUUAAAAGCAGAUUGUAAUAUAAAUAAAAAUAAUCUUUUGUUCUAU
Messenger RNA from Zerene cesonia (dogface butterfly), 2283 nucleotides. It is a transcript of the gene kermit, whose product is annotated as PDZ domain-containing protein GIPC3. The transcript is spliced from 4 exons. The record is from RefSeq and is a predicted model, not a curated record. Gene Ontology annotation, molecular function: protein binding. Bases 297 to 1259 code for a protein of 320 amino acids. NCBI's taxonomy places the organism in Eukaryota, Metazoa, Arthropoda, Insecta, Lepidoptera, Pieridae.